GUCCAUUUUAACCUUUCCUGGCCGGGCCUACUUUAGGGCUACACGCUCCUCUUUCCUCGUCAGCUGAAAAUCCAUGGCGAAUCAGCUCUACGGCUACUCCGCCCGCGGUUACGGCAGCGGCGCCGGGUCCGGUGCCGGCGAAACUACCACCAGCCUCUACACCUCUCGCUCGGGAGCCGAUUCCUACCUCUCCGGCGGCACUCCGUUGCUCGGAACUUCCUCCAGGUACCUAACUGGCGACUCUCUCUCCUCCUCAUCCGCUCUGUCCUCUUCAUUGCUCUACAACCCCGACAGCUACUCUGCUAGGAUCUCCGGCCUAUCCAUUACCACUCCCACGCACUCCUAUGCCCCUCCUGCUGUCGAUGCGGCUGCCGACUCCCUUUACGCCGGCGUGAAGCGUACUUCAGCUGAGUCACUCUACCACCAGACUCUUUUGAGUGCCCAUAACAAGAUUGAGCAAACUGAAGCUUGGUAUUCAGCAAACUCUCUAUCUAAGCGCCCUAGAUCUGAGAGUAUGAGCCAUUUGCCUGUUUAUCCCCAGAGGCCUGGAGAGAAGGAUUGUGCCUAUUAUAUGCAAACGAGAACCUGUAAGUUUGGGGAGACCUGCAAGUUUGACCAUCCUAUUUGGGUUCCAGAAGGGGGAAUCCAAGAUUGGAAAGAGGUUCCCCCCUUGCCAAGCGAAGCCCUUCCUGAGAGACCGGGGGAGCCCGAUUGCCCUUACUUUCUCAAGACCCAAAGAUGUAAGUUUGGUAUCAACUGCAAAUUCAACCACCCUAAAGAUAGAAUUGCACCUCCAGGUGCCACGGAGGAGGGUGAUGUCUCUAUCCUACCUGAGAGGCCAUCAGAGCCUCCAUGUACUUUCUACAUGAAGACUGGAAAAUGCAAAUUUGGUUCAACCUGCAAAUUUCACCACCCCAAAGGUGUACAAAUAUCAUCAGGGGAAGGAAAUGAGGUGCAGAACAAAAUAUUUGGAGAUAUAAAGACAUUGCAGCAGACUUUUGCCCCAGCUUUGCUUCAUAACACCAAAGGCCUUCCCAUCAGACCGGGUGAAGAAGAUUGUCCAUUCUAUCUGAAAACUGGCAGCUGUAAGUAUGGGGUCACUUGCCGCUACAACCAUCCAGAUAGAUAUUCUAUUGCUCCUUCUCUGCUGACGUCUCCUGCAACACAUUACAACUUUGGCCUGGUUGCUCCUACUGCAUCUUUGACUCAGACAACGCUUGGACUUGGAGUUGGACUUGGUCCAACUAUUUAUCCUCAGCGGCCUGGGCAGAUUGAGUGUGAUUAUUACAUGAAAACUGGGGCAUGCAAGUUUGGAAAUAGCUGCAAGUUUCACCAUCCUAUUGAUCGUGCAAACCCCAAAGCACCGGCUGCUGUAUCUCAGCAGGAAAAUGUGAAGCUCACUCUUGCAGGCCUCCCUAGAAGAGAGGGUUCGAUACACUGCCCUUAUUACAUGAAAACCGGGACUUGCAAAUUCGGAGCAACAUGCAAGUUUGACCACCCACCCCCAGGUGAGGUUUUGACUAGUGCAACAUCUCAAGGGGUCUCAUCUACAGCUGUGGGUGAAGAGAAAGAAAAUGGUGCUGGUUAAAUGUUUAGUGGCACACCACAAGUUUUGUUAAGAGAAUCCCAUCUUUUUGUUACUCUGUUUUGCGGAAUCUAGUUAGAUUUGAGUUGUAUUGUGUUGAUAUGAUAAUAUAUAAGUUCGUUCGUUGGUUCUUUCUUGCGUGCUUGUCCUCUGGACCUGUCAGUUCGUUUUAUUAAUAUUUUAAUAAUGGUUUUUAGAAGAAAAGUCUAUUAGUU
Molecule: messenger RNA, 1800 nt
Organism: Striga asiatica
Lineage: Eukaryota; Viridiplantae; Streptophyta; Magnoliopsida; Lamiales; Orobanchaceae
Source: the annotation of a GenBank genome assembly